This is a messenger RNA of Oppiella nova, 446 nucleotides long. The record is from the annotation of a GenBank genome assembly. NCBI's taxonomy places the organism in Eukaryota, Metazoa, Arthropoda, Arachnida, Sarcoptiformes, Oppiidae.
AUGCCAUUGGGUCCCAACUCGAGGGCCAGCACUCGGCUUAACAUAUCUAACCCGGCUUUUGCCGGUCCGUACACCAGUCUUCUGGAGGUGAGGGACGGCCACAUGUAUGAGCUCUACGACAGCCCUGAGGUGAAGGGAAUUCACCUUCAUAUAACGAGCGAGAUCAUAAAGUACAACAACUAAAAUUGUUAAUAGACUCCAAGAUUACUCGUCUACAAAAUCCCAUAAACUGCAGUUCAGCCAAAAAGUUUGUUUGCAACAUUGACUUAAUGGGAGGGUUUGGCAAUACCUUCCAACACUAUUCCUACUGUUUUGUAGCGGCUUUACGUCUAAAUCGGACUCUUAUUUUUACGCCAAACACCCAAAACUUUCUCACGUUUUACAUCAAAAUAUUUUUCCGACCGUUAAGUCACACGUGUGUGGACUCGGAUGGCGACAACAGCACC